Propithecus coquereli (Coquerel's sifaka) is the source of this 939-nucleotide messenger RNA. RefSeq names its product taste receptor type 2 member 40 (gene TAS2R40). The record is from RefSeq and is a predicted model, not a curated record. Gene Ontology annotation, molecular function: bitter taste receptor activity; G protein-coupled receptor activity. Gene Ontology annotation, cellular component: membrane. The transcript has a single exon. The coding region runs from base 1 to 939 and encodes 312 amino acids. NCBI's taxonomy places the organism in Eukaryota, Metazoa, Chordata, Mammalia, Primates, Indriidae. Gene Ontology annotation, biological process: G protein-coupled receptor signaling pathway; detection of chemical stimulus involved in sensory perception of bitter taste; sensory perception of taste.
AUGGCAGUGUUGAACAUAGAUGCCUCAGAUAAAGACGCAGCCAAGUUAAGGAACACCUUCACCUUGGUGGUCUCUGGAAUAGAAUGCAUCACUGGCACCGUUGGGAAUGGCUUCAUAACAGCCAUCUAUGGGGCUAAGUGGGUCAGGGCCAAAAGACUCCCAACUGCGGACUGCAUUCUGUUGAUCCUGAGCUUUUCCAGGCUUUUGCUACAGCUUUGGAUGAUGCUGGAGAAUAUUUGCAGUCUACUAUUCCCAUCCAUUUACAACCAAAACCCAAUGUAUUCACUCUUCAGAGUCACCGUCAUGUUUCUGAACUAUGCCAACCUCUGGUUUGCCACCUGGCUCAAUGUCUUUUAUUGUCUUAGAGUUGUAAACUUUACUCACCCUUUGUUCGUCAUGAUGAAGAGGAAAAUCCUAGUGCUGCUGCCUUGGCUUCUGAGGCUGUCAGUGUUGUUUUCCUUAUGCUUCAGCAUUCCCUUCUAUAAAAAUGUCUUCAAUGUGUACAUGAAUAGUUCCAUUCCUAUCCCCUCCUCCAACUCCACUGAGAAGAAUAUCUUCUUUGAGACCAAUAUGAGGAAGCUGACUAUCUUCUAUAGCCUAGGGAUCUUCAUUCCUUUGAUCAUGUUCAUCCAGGCAGCCACCCUGCUGAUCCUCUCUCUCAGGAGACACAUCCUACACAUGGAAGGCAAUGCCACCGGCUCCAGGGACCCCAGCAUGGAGGCUCACGUGGGUGCCAUCAAGAGCACCAGCUACUUUCUCAUUCUCUACAUUUUCAACGCAGUUGCUCUCUUUCUUUCCCUGUCCAGCAUCUUUGAUACUUACAGUCCCUGGAAUAUUUUGUGCAAAAUCAUCAUGGCUGCCUACCCUGCUGGCCACUCCUUGCAACUGAUCUUGGGAAACCCUGGGUUGAGAAGAGCCUGGAAGCAGUUUCAGCACUGA